CGAGCGCCCGGCAGGGCUGCAGUGGGCGCGCGGCGGGCGAUGCCGGGGCCCGGGGCCCGCGCUGAUGAGGGCGGCGGCGGCGGCGGCGGCGAGGGCGCGGGGCCAGGGCGGGAGCCCGCGCGGCUGUGCGGCUACCUGCAGAAGCUGUCCGGCAAGGGCCCGCUGCGGGGCUACCGCAACCGCUGGUUCGUGUUUGACGCGCGGCGCUGCUACCUCUACUACUUCAAGAGUCCGCAGGACGCGCUGCCGCUCGGCCACCUGGACAUAGCCGACGCCUGCUUCAGCUACCAGGGUCCCGACGAGGCGGCGGAGCCCGGCGCCGAGCCGCCCGCGCACUUCCAGGUGCACAGCGGGGGCGCCGUCACGGUGCUCAAGGCGCCCAAUCGCCAGCUCAUGACGCACUGGCUGCAGGAGCUGCAGCAGAAGAGGUGGGAGUACUGCAACAGCCUGGACGGGGCGAAGCGCGCCAGCCGGGCCUCCCCGACCCCGGGGGACUCCUCCAAGGGCUUGGUGGCCCGGGACAGCUCGGAGCUGCUCCACCCGCACCCAGAUGCCUCCGCCGAGAAAGCCAGGAACGUCCUCGCUGUGGAGACCGCCCCCGGGGAGCUGGUGGGAGAGCAGGCCGCCAGCCAGCCGGCGCCCGGGGCCCCGAACUCCAUCAACUUCUCCCUGAAGCAGUGGGGCGCGGAGCUGAAAAACUCCAUGUCGUCUCUGCGCCCCGGAAGAGGGCACGAGAGCCGGAAGAGCGUGUUUUACACGCACGAGGAGUGGGAGCUGCUGGACCCGAGCCCCAGGGACCUGGAGGAGUCCGCGGCCCAGGAGGAGCGGAAGAAGCAGCCGCCCGAGGGCAGCAAAGGGAUCACUGUCUCGGGAUUUCCCUUUGAUUUUGGACGCGCUCCCUACAAAGGAAGGCGCCCCCUCAGAGACAUGAUUGGCUCGUACAAAAGCCGUCACGGCAGCGGGGACCCUGCCCCCGAGGGGACCUCGGGCGGCGGCGGCAGCGGGGCCCGGCCGGCCUCCGCGGUGCAGCUGCAGGUGCAGAGCCAGCAGGAGGAGCUGGAACGCCUGCAGAAGGACCUGUGCAGCCAGAAGGAGCUGGUGCGGCUGCUGCAGCAGACGGUGCGGUCCUCCCAGUACGACAAGUACUUCGCCAGCAGCCGGCUCUGCGACGGCGCCGCCCAGGACACGCUGGGGCUCCUGCACCAGAAGGACGAGCAGAUCCUGGGCCUCGCCGGGCAGCUGGAGAAGUGCGGCCUGGAGAAGGAGAGCCUGCGGCAGGAGCUGCGGACGCUGAAGGGCGCGGUGGGCGAGCUCAACGAGAAGCUGGGCAUGCUGAUGGAGACCAUCCAGGCCAAGGACGAGGUCAUCAUGAAGCUGUCGCGGCAGCUCAGCGAGUGCGAGGACGGCGCAGCCUCCCCCACCUGGCCGCCCGCCUCUCCCACCGCCGCCCCUGCCGGCCGGGACCAGCUGGAGCUGGACCGGCUGAAGGAUAACCUACAGGGGUACAAAACCCAAAAUAAGUUCCUCAAUAAGGAAAUUCUGGAACUCUCGGCGCUGCGGAGGAAUGCGGAAAGGAGGGAGAGGGAUCUCCUGGCCAAGUACUCGAGCCUGGAGGCCAAGCUGUGCCAGAUAGAGAGCAAGUACCUGAUCCUGCUGCAGGAGGUGAAGACCCCCGUGUGCUCCGAGGAGCCGGGCCCCGCCCGCGAGGUCAUCGCCCAGCUCCUGGAGGACGCGCUGCAGGUGGAGGGCACGGAGCAGCCGGAGCACGCCUUCGUCAAGCCUCACCUCGUCAGCGAGUACGACAUCUACGGGUUCAGGACGGUGCCGGAGGACGACGAGGAGGAGCAGCUGGUGGCCAGGGUGCGGGCGCUGGACCUGAAGAGCCUGCACCUCACGGAGGCGCAGGAGGUGUCCACCGGCGUCAAGUGGGAGAACUACUUCGCCAGCACGGUGAACCGCGAGAUGGCGCGCUCGCCCGAGCUGAAGGGCCUGAUCCGCGCCGGCAUCCCGCACGGGCACCGCUCCGCCGUGUGGAAGUGGUGCGUCGACCUGCACACGCGCAAGUUCAAGGACGGCGCGCCGCCCGGCUACUUCCAGGCCCUGCUGCAGAAGGCGCUGGAGAAGCAGAACCCGGCCUCCAAGCAGAUCGAGCUGGACCUGCUGCGCACGCUGCCCAACAACAAGCACUACUCCUGCCCCACCUCCGAGGGCAUCCAGAAGCUGCGCAACGUGCUGCUGGCCUUCUCCUGGCGGAACCCGGACAUCGGCUACUGCCAGGGCCUCAACAGGCUGGCGGCCGUGGCCCUGCUGUACCUGGAACAGGAGGACGCCUUCUGGUGCCUGGUCACCGUCGUGGAGGUCUUCAUGCCCCGGGACUACUACACAAAGACGCUCCUGGGGUCCCAGGUGGACCAGCGCGUGUUCCGCGACCUCAUGAGCGAGAAGCUGCCGCGGCUGCACUCGCACCUGGAGCAGCACCAGGUGGACUACACCCUCAUCACCUUCAACUGGUUCCUGGUGGUCUUCGUGGACAGCGUCGUCAGCGACGUCCUCUUCAAGAUCUGGGACUCCUUCCUGUACGAGGGACCCAAGGUCAUUUUCCGCUUCGCCCUCGCGCUCUUCAAGUACAAGGAGGAGGAGCUCCUGAAGCUGCAGGACCCCAUGUCCGUGUUCAAGUACCUGCGCUACUUCACGCGCACCGUCCUCGACGCCCGGAAGCUGAUCGGCAUCGCCUUCGGGGACCUGAACCCCUUCCCCCUGCGCCAGAUCCGCAACCGGCGCGCCUACCACCUGGAGAAGGUGCGGCUGGAGCUGACGGAGCUGGAGGCCAUCCGGGAGGACUUCCUGCGCGAGCGGGACGCCAGCCCCGACAAGGGCGCGCUGGUCAGCGACGAGGAGGAGGACACCUGAGCGCCCGCCCUGCAGCCGGGGGGUGACCUGCAGACAGAGCGUCUCCACCGGGGUCUGGGGGGUCUGCCGGCAGCCGUCCAGGGCACACCGCGGCCUCCGCUCCUCUGGGCCGGCGGCCGGCUCGCGCCGGUGCACAGCCGCCCGCCUGCCUGCCAUGCAUCCGUCCCGGGACCCAGCAGCCACUCGCACCGGUCGGCCGUGGGGGUCCGGGCCCUGAGGAGGCCCCAGGUGGGCCGCCGCCUCUUCCCAUGGGCCGCUGGCAGCGUCCAGGCAGCCGGCUGCGGAGGACGCCCGGCGCUCAGACGCCCAGGCCGGAGUGUGGCUGCCCGUGGCCUGCGGUCAGUGCGAGGGGAGCGACCUCCUAGGAGAAGCAAGCACGCCGCCGUUCAGAACCGGCCGUAGAAACCACCCCGGCCUGCCGGCCCCGGCACCACACGCGGUCCCGCGGGAAGCUCUCCGCGUGUCGGGGCCACGACUCUCGGGGUGUCUCCAGCACAGACAGACGGCACGGGGUCCCGGGGAGGCUGGCUCAGCGUCCCGCCAGCCGGGCCCGCCCCGGGUGGCCUCGGUCACGGGGGACGCAGGGCGGCAUCUGUGGCUUCCUCGGCGGCAGCAGCCGCCACCGGCGCACCUGCUGUGUCCUCGCCCGGCUGGGGCCCCGGUGCUGGGAAGUGCCCCCCCUUCCCCGGACCCACCACGUGGUUCCAGGGGCCCUGAGACCCGAGAGCCGCCUCUCUGAAGCCCCAGUCUUUGCACAAGGAAGGGGGUGCCGCGCCGCCAUCCUGGGCCGUCGGCGUGGCGGGCGCUGUUGUUCGAACAGGAAAGACGCCGUUUUGGACGGAGCCCUUCACCCUGCGCGGAGCAGACGGGAGACGGCCUCUGGCUGGCAGACACCGAACACGCUCAGGCUGAGAGUCGAACCCGAGCCAUUCGGGGGCGGUCAGCCUCCGCGUUCGGGGAAGGGGGGGGGCUGCCUCGUUGGAUUCCCACUGUGUGGGGGAGCUGGUCUCUGUGUUCAGCCAGAAACAAGCCUCUGUCUCCCGUCCGUCGUCAGCAGUGGGGUCUCCGUCCUGGGGGUCUCUGGGAGCCGGCGCUGCAGCUCCAGCUCCUGCAGGAAGUUGCUGCUGCAGGAGCCAGCUGCUGCAGCCCCUGCUCCCCCCUCCCCCGGGGCUGUCAGCCUGGGGGUGCCGUGGGCGUGGGGCGCAGCUUCCUGCAGACCUGGGUUCCCAGGUUCAUCUCCCCUGGACCUCCCGUCCUGGGGCGGAAACACGGCCUUAGGAACAGGCCUGUGGUGCCCCUUUGGCUCUGAAAAGACGCACCUUGGAAGCACCUGAAGCGACUUCGGGGCCCGGGUUUCAGCCCUUGCGCCAGCGGCGGCGGUGAUGCCACGUGGCCCGGCGGUGGGCGUGAGAGCUCUGUGGGGGAGGGGUGGGCAGGGGCGCUGAGUCCACAUGGGGCCCCGAUGGCACUAAAGUCCGGCCCCACUGCCCGAGCCACCCUGCCUCCUGGGGCAGCUGGGACCAGGCAGGGCAGCCUCCGCAGCCGCCCAGGGCGCGGGCCGUGGCCCACAGGACCCUUGUGCUGAGGUGCCAACUCUGUGUUGCUGGGCCUUCUUUUUUAUGGGUCGAACAUCCGUGAAUACUUUUGUAUAUUUCACUACAGUUUAUAUUUUUAUAGCCUAUUUUUAUCAAGGUUUUUCAAGUUCAUAUGCCUGUAUUUUGUAUAACAAGUUCUUCUGUGUGCAAGGCUCCCUCGUGCGUAUUUAUGUGACCCUGAAGGUCCCAAGUGGCUCUGCACGCCGGGCCACCACGGACCCUCGCUCCUGUGCGGCCCCCCCGUCGCCCCAGGUCGUGCCCUAGGGUCCUGCUGUCGGCCGUCCCGCAGCAGCCAAGACCAUGGUCCCCAAGGAGACUGUGGCCUCGACCACAUUGCACCGACAUGGGAAGUGUCCUGGGCAGACAGCGUCCCAGGCUCUGCCUGACGCGGGGUCUGUGUCGCCCCCGACACCCCGACACCCCGCCCCCCUGUGCGGCGGCUGGGAGCCGGGCUGCGGCACUGCCCCCUCACUCCUGCUCUCCUGUCACAGCAGCGUCCGCGCUCACCUUCCAGGUCAGCCUUGGACUUGCCCUGUUAGAAAGUAAAAUAAACUAAUUUGUAUGACAUUCCAA
Phyllostomus hastatus (greater spear-nosed bat) is the source of this 5078-nucleotide messenger RNA. It is a transcript of the gene TBC1D2B, whose product is annotated as TBC1 domain family member 2B. The coding region runs from base 40 to 2910 and encodes 956 amino acids. NCBI's taxonomy places the organism in Eukaryota, Metazoa, Chordata, Mammalia, Chiroptera, Phyllostomidae. The record is from RefSeq and is a predicted model, not a curated record. The transcript has 13 exons.